This is a messenger RNA of Colletotrichum spaethianum, 816 nucleotides long. RefSeq lists its product as uncharacterized. Gene Ontology annotation, cellular component: fungal-type vacuole membrane. The transcript has a single exon. The record is from RefSeq and is a predicted model, not a curated record. Bases 1 to 816 code for a protein of 271 amino acids. NCBI's taxonomy places the organism in Eukaryota, Fungi, Ascomycota, Sordariomycetes, Glomerellales, Glomerellaceae.
AUGGCCGAAGACGAAGAGAGAUCGCCACUGCUGGCGCCCAAGGGCAAAGGAAGGGCGGAAGACGAUUCUUUGCUGUCCGAGUCGGCGCCUCUGCUUUCCAGCUCGACUGCGACUCCCCGAUACGAUGGCGAGCAGGACAACCCCGAAACGUCUCGCGCGCCAUCCCUGGCCUCGAACCCCCCAAAGAAAAAGAGCUCUAUACGAUGGGCGUCUCUUAUUUCGAUAUCCGUGUUGAUUGUAUUGGUCAUCGGCAUCAUGGCUGGCUGCUUUUUUGUGCCUUCGGCUGUUCAAGAGUACGCCAAGCAGGCUGCAGUCGUGGAGCCGACGAAUCUUGCCCUCGAGUCCAUCACUGCCAACGGCGUGCGAGCACGUGUCCAGGCGAAUUUCAGACUCGACGGCUCGCGGGUGCAAGAUACAACAUCCCGAAGGAUCGGAAAGUUCACGACGUGGAUUGUGAGGCAGCUGGGGACGGAGAAGACCAAGGUCGGCGUCUAUUUGCCGGAAUACGACGGCGCAUUGCUUGGCACCGCCGUGGUGCCGCCACUCACCAUCAGUAUUGUCAAUGGCCAGACCACUGCUAUUGACUUCGUCGCUGAAUUGUCGCCUGGCGACGCCGAAGCUUAUCGAAAGAUUGCCAACGAGUGGCUGGACGGAAAACUCGAUCAGCUCAGAGUGCUUGGAAAAGCCGACAUCCCACUCAAGUCCGGAAUCUUCCCGCUUGGCACCCACCCAGUCAGCGAAGUUUUGGUUUUUGAAGGUCAAUCACUCUACCGCUCCUUCGCUUCCUUGUAUUUUGGAGAGAAAGCACUGCUUUGA